GUAUCUAGGGGAGACUAGCCUUGCUCGGCCGCAUCAAGGCAUAAACUAUAGGUCAUGAUGUUCUCCUGGGCAGUGCUUGUGAUCAACAUGGGGACAACAUAUCUUCAAAUGAUGACGGGCGUCGUCUACUUACAUUAUCCACAUGAUCCUUUCUAAGUUGCUCAUCCAGACUUUCCAGAUUAUCAUCAUAUAGGUAGCAAGUGCGAUGACCUGAGAGUCAGAAGACCUCGAGUCACUGUACCUCCAUAUUUUAUGCCUCAGCAACAGAAAGCUCUUAUUUUUCCCCAAAAGCGGGCCAACCUCAAAGUCGGCUCUCGCAGCAUCCCUAGCCCUGGUACCAGGCAGCUCCUGGUCAAGAUUCACUCUGCUGUCCUGAACCCAGUUGACUACAUGAUACGUAACACUGGAGUAUUUUUGACCCACUACCCUGUCAUUUUGGGCGUGGACAUCGCUGGCAUUGUCGAAGAACUAGUAGGAGAAGGUGUUGAGAAUUUUUGCAAAGGCGAUAAAGUAUUGGCGCAUGGAAGUUUCCCUAUCAUCGAUCAAGGUGCGUUUCAGCAGUACGCGCUGACCGUUGCGACGCUCACUGCAAAGAUUCCUUCAAAGCAAUUUUUCGAUAGCGCAGCUACCGUUCCUCUGGGGUUGGAUACUGCAGUAGUGGGCUUGUACGGAAGUCUCGUCAUACUUAACGGCUCGUCUUCUGUGGGUUCAUACAGCAAGCGGGCCAUUCAACUGGCUCGUUUUUCAGGAUUCGAUCCUGUUGUUACUACAGCAUUCCCUAGCAAUGAAGACCUUGUCAGGGACUACGGCGCAACUCACCUUUUUGACUGGCAUCUUUCCGGCAACCAGCUAGUGGCGGCCAUUGGCAAAGUAAUCGAUAGUCCUUUCAGGAUCGUUUUUGACGCUAUCUCGCUGCCAGAAACACAGUCCGUUGAAUGGAGAUUGCUGGCGCAAAAUGGCAUCAUUGUAUUAACCCUUCCUGCAUCAGUCAAGGAAGAUGAAGGCAAGGGGCACAAGACCAUUUACAUCAACGGGGACCCGCAUCUCCCGUACACUCACGAGCUAUUCUGCAACUCCUGGGCUAUGGUCGAAACGUGGCUCUUAGAGGGUAUUAUUCAGCCGAACAACCAUGAAAUCCUUCCGAAUGGGCUCGAAGGUGUUAUUGGAGGGCUGGAAAGGGUGGGGAUGGGACAGGUGUCUGGAGUGAAGUUGGUUGCUCACCCUCAGGAAACACAGUAAUUUAAUGCAUGUUUUGCGGUCACCAACUCGAGUGUAUUAGUAGUAUGUAGUAUGUAGUAAUCUAACUCGAUCGAGC
Molecule: messenger RNA, 1315 nt
Organism: Suillus subalutaceus
Lineage: Eukaryota; Fungi; Basidiomycota; Agaricomycetes; Boletales; Suillaceae
Product: chaperonin 10-like protein
Exons: 5
Coding region: 253-1239 (328 amino acids)
Molecular function (GO): oxidoreductase activity, acting on NAD(P)H
Source: RefSeq, a predicted model, not a curated record